CACGGUUCUAGGACGGUUGCUGAUAGCGAGUAAAAUAAUAAUAUUUUUAUUACUUUAAAUAUUUUCAUAUUAUUGUUUAAUAGUAACUGAGUAUUUCUGUUUUUCUGCAAACACAUCACACCGUACAAUUCAUAGCUAUACGUUUUCCUGAACUAGAUAAUAUUUUUAAUCAAUUCAAGUAUGCGACCUGUAUGGUAAUUUUUCAUUGAGGGAGAACCAUAGAUUACUACUCAUUUGUUGUGAUUUAUGAGUUGUGAAUGAAUUAUAUUUCAAAAUGCACGACGUAUAUGAAGUUUCUAAGCUAUUGAAGUAUUCCGUUCAAAUUGAAAGUAUCACUGCUUAUGAUAAUUAUUUGUUGGUCGGCAAUCGUCAAGGACAUAUAUUUUUAUAUACUACCAGUCCUAGAGUACAAUUAGUUGACUGUAAUAAAACAUUCAGCAAAAGACCCAUUUUACAAUUAGCAGCUAUAUCAGAAUGCCAAAUAAUUAUAUGUUUGUCAGAUGAAAGAAUUAGUGUACUCGAUGUGUCUCGAGAUAAAGUAAUUCAUAUGAAAACAAAUGGCUUGCUGAAAACUAAAGGUGCUAGUUCAUUUACUAUUGAUGUAAAGACGCCAUUAGGAUUAACAGAUAAAUCCAAUAAUACUGUAGUCCGCCUGUGUGUUGCCGUUAAGAGACAAUUGCAAGUUUAUCAUUGGAAAGGGAGGGAUUUUUUGGAGCAUUCUGAAAAUAUCGAUUUGCCUGAUAUACCUCGUACAUUAGUGUGGUGCGAUCAAACAGUAAUAAUUGGCUGUAAAAAUGAAUAUUAUUUGUUUGAUGUCACCAUGGAACAAGUGAAACCUUUGUUUUUAACUGGAAAAAAUCAAGAACCUAUUAUAACCAAAAUAUCUGACACUAUGUUUGGUAUUGUUAAAGAUUCUCAUCUUAUUGUUAUGAGUACAUCAGGUGAUAUAGCCGAACAGCAAACUAUUAAAUGGGUGGAUACACCAUCUAUUAUUUUAUAUGAUGAACCUUACUUAAUAGCUAGUAUAGGUGAUAAAUUAUAUGUACAAACUAUUGAGUCUGGAGAAAAUUCAGUUGCGCGUCAAAUAAUAUCAACCACAUCCAAAACUAUGAAUAUGUUUACUUGUCAAAAUGGUUUAAUUUAUGUUUCAUCUACACUAGAUGUCUGGUGUUUAAAAGCUGUUCCUUUUACUAGACAAAUCAAAAGACUUCUCGAAGAUAAAGAUUUUCAACUAGCUCUAAAAUUGGCUAAUAUAUCUGAUGAAUCAGUUGAUGAUAAAGAAAAAAAUGUUUCUCAAAUUAGAACAUUAUAUGCUAAUGAUUUAUUUGAAAAAAAGAAGUAUCAAGAAUCAAUGAGGGAAUUUUUAAAGUUAAAUACUGACCCGUAUGAUGUUAUAAGAUUAUUUCCCAAUUUAUUACCUCAAAGUGAUUCAGAUUAUGGGGAAGAAAUUCUUGAAAAAGAUAUGGAAAUGAAAAUUGUUGCAUUAAUUGAAUAUUUAACAGAAGUGCGUUACAAUCUUUUAAAAGAACCCAAUAUCAAAAAACAAUCAAGUGUUCUUGAAAUCAAUAGUAAUCAUCAAGAACAGUUACUUCAAAUUAUAGAUACUACAUUGCUAAAAUGUUAUUUGCAAACUAAUGAUGCUUUGAUAGCUCCUCUUUUAAGACUGAAUCAUUGUCAUUUAUUAGAAACUGAAAUGACCCUAAAAAAGUACAAAAAAUAUAGUGAACUAAUAAUUUUGUACCAAACUAAAGGAUUACACAGUAAAGCAUUAGAACUCCUUCAAAAACAAUCUGAUUAUUCUGAUUCUAAUCUCAAAGGACCUGAGAGAACUAUCCAAUACCUACAAAAUAUUGGUUCAAAUAAUAUUGAUAUCAUUCUUCAAUUUUCGGAUUGGGUAUUAAAUAAAUAUCCAGAAGAAGGACUUACUAUAUUUACAGAAGAUGUUGCUGAAGUAGAAAAUUUACCUAGACCUAAAGUAUUAGAUUUUUUGAUUAGAAAUCACAAAAAUUUGAUUAUACCUUAUUUGGAACAUGUAAUACAUGUUUGGAAUGAUACUAAUGCAAUUUGUCAUAAUGCUUUAAUACAUCAAUACAGAGAAAGACUUCAACAAUACAACAGCAAAUCAAUGCUGGCUGAUGAACAAACUGCACAAAAUACAAAAACAAAACUUUUGGAAUUUUUAGAACUAUCCAAGUAUUAUACUCCAGAAACUGUAUUAGUACAUUUUCCAUUAGAUGGAUUUUUUGAGGAACGUGCUAUAGUGUUGGGUAAACUUGGUCGUCAUGAACAAGUUUUAUCGAUGUAUGUUACUGUACUGCACAAUGUAGACAGAGCAAUUGAGUACUGUGAUAAAGUUAAUAAAUCCAAAAAUGAAGACUCUGAUCAAAUAUAUGUAACAUUAUUGAGAUUGCUUAUUGACCCUCCGGACAGUUGGUUAGCUGGAUUGGGUAGUGUUUCAAAACCAGCUCCUAAUUUAGAGAAAGUCAUAGAAAUUUUAAAUAAAAAUGCUGCUCAAAUUGCAACUCAAAGUGUAUUAAAAGUGUUACCUGAUGAAAUACCAGUGCAUCGUAUAAGCAAUUUUUUAGUUAUCUCUUUAGAUAAAGCUAUUAGCGAUAGAAGACUUUAUCAAGUAAACCGUGGACUACUAUAUGCAAAACUUUUAAAAAUUCAACAACAAAGGAUAUUUUAUGAGUCACAAAAUAUUACUUUAACAGAAUUCAAUAUAUGUGGAGCAUGUAAAAAACGUUUUGGAAAUCAAAGUGCCUUUGUAAGAUGCCCAAAUGGCGAGAUUGUUCACUAUUCAUGCCAUAAUCACAAAGCAGACAAUUAAAACAAAAAAUUAAGAAUUAUAAAAUGUAUAUUUAUUGUGUUUGUUAAAAAAAAAUGUAAAAAAAGUUA
Molecule: messenger RNA, 2898 nt
Organism: Sipha flava (yellow sugarcane aphid)
Lineage: Eukaryota; Metazoa; Arthropoda; Insecta; Hemiptera; Aphididae
Gene: Vps39
Product: vam6/Vps39-like protein
Exons: 15
Coding region: 275-2830 (851 amino acids)
Biological process (GO): vesicle-mediated transport; intracellular protein transport; endosomal vesicle fusion
Cellular component (GO): cytoplasm; membrane
Molecular function (GO): protein binding
Source: RefSeq, a predicted model, not a curated record